Molecule: messenger RNA, 3487 nt
Organism: Odocoileus virginianus texanus
Lineage: Eukaryota; Metazoa; Chordata; Mammalia; Artiodactyla; Cervidae
Source: RefSeq, a predicted model, not a curated record
AUGGCGUGGCCCUGCAUCAGCCGCCUCUGCUGCCUGGCGCGGCGCUGGAACCAGCUGGACCGCUCCGACGUGGCCGUGCCGCUGACCCUACACAACUACUCGGACCUCGAGAGCGAGGAGCCAAUCCCGGGCGUUGCUCCCUCGCGCAGAGGACCCUCUCCCGCAGGCGCCCGGGACCCCAGCCGGGACGUGCCGCUCACUCAGUACCAGCGGGACUUCGGCGUGUGGACGGCGCCCGCGGGGUCCAGAGAUGCAACGCAGGGGCGCGGACAGGGAGCAAGCAGCCGCAGGGCCAAGACCUCCGCACCCCACUGCCGGGGGGUCUACGUGCUCCCCAUCGGCGACGCGGAUACGGCUGCAGUGGCGACCACAUCGUACAGACAGGAAUUCCAGGCCUGGACUGGAGUGAAGCCAUCAAGAUCCACGAAGGUGAAGCCCGCCAAAGUCAUCACAACCCACAGCUCUGGAUGGGACGGCAGCCCCAGGCCCGGUUUCCAGGCCCCUGAGGUGAGGAAAAAGUUUGCCCCUAACCCCUCAGCCAUCUUUCAGGCCUCGGCUCCCCGGAUCCUCAACGUGUGACUGCCCACAGAAGAGUGAGCCACGGGGAUCAGAACCCACCCCCGGGGACUGCGGACUUUAAUGUGCCUUGGCUACCGCUGCACUCCCUUGGAGGUGUGUAGAUUCUGGGAAUGCUCACCCAGGGCUAUAACUGCACUGGUGUCGUAUGUAGUAUUUAACAAGAACACAUCUCCCCAGCCCCACCUAGGGUAAAACAAGAUUAGACUUUUGUUUGCUCAUUUGCAAACCCUGCCUCCCCCUAAGAGAACUUGGGUUUCCAUGCAGGGUGCUCAGUACAGUAAAUGGCCAACAAAGUAAGCUGCUGUACGUGUUCUCUCCUGUGCAGGUACCCCUUCCUGGGAGCCGGCUUUACUGGCAUCUGCUGCUUUGGUCCAGUAAUAGUCCCUGUUCAUCACACGGCACAGCCAGUUAUGCCUCUCCACCCCCCAAGCUUGUCCUAGCAGCCCCAUCACUGCCCAAGAAAGACCUGACCUUAGGAAGGCAUCCUGCAUGCUCAAGGACAGACAGCUUUUCACAAACAUCCCAAUGCAACAGCUUUCCUUACUAGACUUCAUUAAUUAUUAGAUCUGAAUUCUGAAGAACCUUGCUCCCACUCACUCUAGGUCUUAAUAAGGCCACUCCAGUAACAUUAUGUUAAGGCCUUAAGAAGCCACUGAGAUAAUAAGAGCCUCAAUUGUGUGGUCCCAACUCAUGUAGGUCAUAUAAAUAAUACAAAUGAAGACAAAAACGUACUGAAAUAUUAAUAGUGGCUAUCUUUGAGAAGGGGAACUAUGGGUAAUUUAAAAUUUUUUACAUCUUACAAUAUUUGCUAAAGUUUCUAUACAGUACGCAUUUUUGUAUUAAAUUAAAACAGUUUAAUCUGGUAGGUAAUUUUAGCCAACAGAAAGAGUUCAAAUUAAUUAUUCCAUAACCAAAGAUAGCACUGCAGUAGCAGGCUUGAUCAGCUGUGAGGAGGCCCAACCAGAGGGAAGGGCCCCAGUCACUGAGAGCAAGACUGAUGGCUCCAACUCAGAAAAACCCUAAACACUAACCAUCCUUGUAAUAUCGCUAGGAUUUUAGGUCAAACUCCAAAAAAUCAGCAUUUGAGAGAACUUUGGCUGUGCAGCCCACCCCAGGCCGACGGGGGAUCCUUUGAGCUCUGCUGGCCACACACACAGGCUCCUCCGGUGAGGAAGAGAGAGUCCCCGAGAAGGCACUCACAGUGUUUGAAAUACUUUUCUUCUUGGGAACAAUUCACUGACAGAGAAGAACUGGAUGAGAUGAGCUGUCUGAGGGACUGGGGGAAGCACUGGCCACUCAACAUGGACUCAGCAGAAGCUCCUGCAGCCCACGCCAACAGCAGGAACCGGCGCUCUGCUGGCACCUCCUCCACGCUGCGCGGGUCUGAGACCCACACAGGAAGGGCUUCCCAGCUGCAGUCAAACCUUUUCCUGACCUGUGCUGGACUCUGUUCACCCCCCGACAAUGCUGAGACUGGCGGCAGUACUCUCUUGUGUUCCAUGAAACAGGAAUUCUCAGUCUGUGGUCUCCCAAGAUCGUGUGGUUUCCGCACAGGAUCACUGCUUCCUGAGCUGACUUGGGGUUGACAGCGGAUCCUCCCCACCACGGCCACUGCUGUGUGCCGAAGCCCAACCCUCCUCCAGACGUUAUCAGGGUACCUGUUGGGGUACCUGGAACGCCAACUCACAUAAUGGGUAGAACCUCUAGUUUGCCAGACUCACUUCCCACCUCCUGGAGGGAGACUCAGGCCCAUGGUACCCCCUGGAAACCACCCAGAGGACAAAAGGGCCCAAUAUAAAGUGGCCUGACCCCAGACUCUGAUGGAGCCUGCACAGAGUGAAUAGAUGCGAGUUGACAGAGCAUGCAUCCACUCACAGCUUAACUCUAGAAUCAGGAAACAAACUUCUGUCCUAAAGGGAUUGACCUGGGACUGAAUGCUCCGGUGGCAUUAGGUGGAGGCAAUGGUUUGGUGGCCAUGACACUCUGAGGCACACAGGAAACUAUCUCUUCUCCAGAAAAGAAGAGUCAUCACAGUUCCAGGCUUCGAAUCCUGCUUUCCUAGGAGCAUCUUCAUUCCAUUCACUGAUCUUCAUUCAGUAUCCCCAUGUGUUUGUUUGUGAGGAAGUCCAGAAAAGGAAUGUUGCAAAUGGCCUGGUGAAUAUUACUCACUGUAAUUUCUUUGGGAAUCCUGGUCCAAAAAAAAUAAAUGUUAAUUCUCUCAAAUAUCUAAAUUAAUUAUAUGGGGAUAAUAAUGAGUGACAGGCAUGGCUUGGGGCCACUCUAGGGAUGGGGAGCUGCUCUUUUCCCUCUGUCCCCCCACCUCUCUUCUUUUCCAUUAAUUCCUUUGACUCAGGAGAUGUGGCCUAUAUCCUCUUCCCGGCCAGCCCUAUUUAGGGCUCAAAUCUAACUUCCUACUCAUACGCAUGAGAUGAAUUUCAAGAAGUUGGCUGAAGAUUAAGGGAAAACAAAGAUUUUGAAGACUGAAAAAAAAGGAAUGAAGUAGAGCAGAGAACAGAAUAUCGCUGUAGUUCAGUCUUAGCUGAAUCAAAGCACCACAGAACUUGGGGACCAUGUUUCCCAUCUCUUGGAAUUUAUGCCAGACCAAGUUGGGUGAUGUUAAAUGUUCUUAUCAAAAGCACUCAAGUUGCUUUGUGUCUUCAUAGUCAGGACCAUGGUGGUGAGCAGGGCCGCAGAGGCACUCGGCCCACUCCUGUAUCUCUAGCAGGACAAGCAGCAGCAACAUUACUGGAACUCCUUUGUUCCCCACUUUUUGUAAAGAGCUCUCUAUACUGCCCACUAUGUUAUAUCCCUGUCAAGUCUGACCUAAUAAUCCUCUUAUUUAGGUCUCUUCAUGACCUCAGGUACUCUGUUAAAGUUUUAAUAAAUUUAUAACAGCCUUUAAACAAUA